Molecule: messenger RNA, 891 nt
Organism: Sitodiplosis mosellana (orange wheat blossom midge)
Lineage: Eukaryota; Metazoa; Arthropoda; Insecta; Diptera; Cecidomyiidae
Gene: lin-52
Product: protein lin-52 homolog
Exons: 4
Coding region: 255-626 (123 amino acids)
Biological process (GO): regulation of DNA-templated transcription
Cellular component (GO): DRM complex
Source: RefSeq, a predicted model, not a curated record
GGCAAACACCAUUUAUCUAGUAGCAGUGCUGGUAACUGAACAGAUCUGCUUUAUCGAUUUGUGCGUGUGCCGCAUUUGUGAAGUACGUGUGUGUGUUUGAAUAAAUGUCAAAUGUUUGUCGUAAAUACAUCAUGGCGGCUUGUUAUUGAACGAAAAAAAAACUCAAUUGAACGACAUAAACGGAUUUUUCUCGGAUUCGAAUUGAUUGUUUGGAAAUUAUUUGAUUGUUAUAACGAAAUCAAAAAGCCUGAGUAAUGAGUGUGAGUGAAAACGAUAACGAUAAAACCAUCACCAACAUUCCAAUCAAAGAAGAAAUAAAUGACAAUUUGAUCAGCAUGGAGAAGCUGGAUCCCGGUUCACCAGAGACAUGGCCUGAAAAAAGUGUGAAUGAAUUUGCCAAACUCAACUCAAUCAGUAACCGAGAAGAAGUUCCAUCUUGGACACAAGGCCUUUCGCAAGAAGACAUAAAUUCGAUGCACCAGUUGGGCGCCCUAUCACAAGCCGGCCUGAUUGCUGAAAUCAAGAAGCUAUACGAUCAGGCGUACCAAUUGGGUGUCGAAGAAGCGCGUGAAAUGACCAGAGGCAAAUAUCUAAACAUAUUCUCACAAAAUAACCGCAAAAAAUGAGCACAUGAACACACACCAGAGAUAGAAUCAAUACCUGCCGUUCGGCCACCAUUCGCAUAGCUUUUAAGGUCUGACAAUGUUGUAGUAGCGUGUUUGUUUAAGUAUCGUACAAAAAAAAAAUUUAAUUCAACCUCUUUGACAUAAGACCAUUUUGAAUGUAAAUGAAGGAAAAAAAACAACAAUAACAAAAAGAAAACAAAAAAAACCAUAUUUUUAAUUUAGUAAAUACAUUUAUUUUAAUAAAGUUUAUUUAUACAAAAAUCGA